GCCGCCGCCCUUCGCCGACGAAGACGCGUAGGAGUUGCACCGUGCGCUGUACAAGCCGGUGGCGCUGGGGAUGUUUCGGUUCUUCGUGGAUCACGAAGACCACACUAUCGAGGAGCACUUCGUCGUUUACUACGUUAUCGCGCGGCCCAAGCCAGCGGAGAAGGAAGGGACGGUGGCGCUGUACCCCUUCGCCCCGCUCCAGACAAUCGAUCUGGGAUUGUUGGAGCUCAUACAUCUUGAGCUCCUCUCCAUUGUGCAAGUGAUCGCGAGCGAGGAGGAGGAGAUCCAACCACGAUUGCGGACGGCGACGGCCCCGCGGAGAACGUACAGCGCGGUCGUCAUCCCGGAUUACAUUGCGCAGCGCGCGGAGAGAUUGGAGGACUUCCCGAAGGAAAGGCCGUUGCGUCCUCCCUCGUCGUAUCCUCGACCAGCGCCAUCGAAGGCCCCCAAGAAGACGCCGAAGAGGAAGAGACGCCACCUGUCGCCAGGAGCGCAAGGCAGCAGGAUCGGCGGCGGUGAGGAGGUGAUUCAGCCCGCGCGUACGCGGAUUCCUGACCCUGUGCUUGGGAGUGCGGCGACGCUCGUUAAGGAGACUAUUGUGCCAUCGCCGCCCAUUCAGCGUGUGCCCGAUCUCAAUCUUGAUGGAGUCGGGCCAUCAUCAGCAGCAGCAGCCGGAGGAGGAAGCCGAAUGGGAUUUUCGGAUCCCCUAUCCAGACACCCCGUCCUCGCGGGACCUCUCCGUUCCCGCCAGCCACCCCGGGGUGCCCCGGUCAUUGACAUUAGUAGUUCAUCCGAGCCGGACGGUCCAUCCGACCGAGGUGGACUUCAUGGUGGAGCCCGCCACCAUCAGGCUCGAGGCCAUCGCGGGGGCGCCGCGCCCUGAUCCGGCGUGGGAGCCAUAUCUGACACCCCCUUUCCAAGGGUGUAUUGUGGUGUGAUUGGCUGGGACGCUCAUUAACGAGACCGGGCAGCGUCCAAACGCGAUGUACCACUUCCUGGUCUUCGCGGCGCAGAAGCGGGAGCGGCGGCCUUACACCGA
Chara braunii is the source of this 1039-nucleotide messenger RNA. The record is from the annotation of a GenBank genome assembly. NCBI's taxonomy places the organism in Eukaryota, Viridiplantae, Streptophyta, Charophyceae, Charales, Characeae.